Perognathus longimembris pacificus (Pacific pocket mouse) is the source of this 4388-nucleotide messenger RNA. It is a transcript of the gene Pik3r4, whose product is annotated as phosphoinositide-3-kinase regulatory subunit 4. Gene Ontology annotation, biological process: macroautophagy; protein targeting to vacuole; late endosome to vacuole transport. The transcript has 20 exons. Gene Ontology annotation, molecular function: protein serine/threonine kinase activity; protein binding; ATP binding. Lineage: Eukaryota; Metazoa; Chordata; Mammalia; Rodentia; Heteromyidae. The record is from RefSeq and is a predicted model, not a curated record. The coding region runs from base 198 to 4274 and encodes 1358 amino acids. Gene Ontology annotation, cellular component: late endosome; phosphatidylinositol 3-kinase complex, class III, type I; phosphatidylinositol 3-kinase complex, class III, type II.
CCCGGGAGUUUGGCGUUACUUUGCUGGAACUGGCGAUCCAGGGAUCUCCUGGGGGGGGAGGGAGGUCUCCUUCUGCGUCCGCGGGGUGCGGCGACCCGUGCGAGAGAGGACCGCGAGGUUUACCCCCCCUCCCUCCCCGGGACGGACAGCGCGACGGUGUUGUAACCUAAUUGAAUGAUCCAGUGAUCCUUGCCAUUAUGGGAAAUCAACUCGCUGGUAUUGCCCCUUCCCAGAUCCUCUCAGUGGAGAGCUAUUUCUCAGAUAUCCAUGACUUUGAAUAUGACAAGAGCCUGGGUAGUACUCGGUUUUUUAAAGUUGCCCGGGCGAAGCACCGUGAAGGUCUGGUGGUUGUGAAGGUCUUUGCAAUUCAGGAUCCCACCUUGCCAUUAACUAGCUAUAAACAAGAGCUGGAGGAGCUGAAAAUCAGGCUUCAUUCUGCCCAGAACUGCCUCCCUUUCCAGAAAGCUGCAGAGAAAGCAUCUGAGAAAGCAGCCAUGUUGUUCAGGCAGUACGUGCGGGACAAUCUCUACGACCGCAUCAGCACACGCCCGUUCCUGAACAACAUUGAGAAGCGCUGGAUUGCCUUCCAGAUCCUCACCGCUGUGGACCAAGCGCACAAAUCCGGCGUCCGCCAUGGCGACAUCAAGACGGAGAAUGUGAUGGUGACCAGCUGGAACUGGGUUCUCCUCACCGACUUUGCCAGUUUCAAGCCCACCUAUCUUCCGGAGGACAACCCAGCUGAUUUCAACUACUUCUUUGACACUUCCCGGAGGAGGACUUGCUACAUUGCCCCAGAACGUUUCGUUGAUGGCGGGAUGUUUGCCACGGAGUUGGAGUACAUGAGAGACGCUUCCACCCCACUGGUAGACUUAAAUAGCAACCAGAGAACAAGAGGAGAGUUGAAGCGAGCAAUGGACAUCUUCUCAGCAGGUUGUGUGAUAGCUGAACUGUUUACAGAAGGCGUACCACUGUUUGAUCUCUCUCAACUCUUGGCGUACAGAAAUGGACAUUUCUUCCCUGAACAAGUGCUGAAUAAAAUUGAAGAUCGUAGCAUCAGAGAAUUGGUUACCCAAAUGAUCCAUCGUGAGCCAGAUAAACGUUUACAGGCCGAAGAUUACUUAAAACAGCAGCGUGGCAAUGCCUUCCCUGAGAUAUUUUAUACUUUCCUUCAGCCUUACAUGGCCCAGUUCGCCAAAGAAACCUUUCUCUCUGCAGACGAGCGUAUUCUGGUUAUCCGGAAGGAUUUGGACAACAUUAUUCACAACCUCUGUGGACCUGAUCCGCCAGACAAAGCCGACGGAGAGGCCAAGGAGAGCGGGCUGGUGAUUUUGGUGUCCGUGAUAACGUCCUGCCUCCAGACUCUCAAAUACUGUGAUUCCAAACUGGCCGCCCUGGAGCUCACCCUGCACCUGGCCCCCAGGCUGAGCGUGGAAAUCCUGCUGGAUCGCAUCACUCCGUACCUCCUGCACUUCAGCAAUGACUCCGUUCCGCGAGUGCGGGCCGAAGCCUUGAGGACGCUGACCAAGGUCCUCGCGCUCGUGAAAGAAGUGCCUCGAAAUGACGUCAACAUCUACCCGGAGUACAUUCUGCCAGGCAUAGCCCACCUCGCCCAGGACGAUGCCACCAUCGUGAGGCUGGCCUACGCCGAAAACAUAGCUCUGCUAGCAGAAACUGCUCUAAGAUUCUUGGAAUUGGUACAGCUGAAAAACCUCAACAUGGAAAACGACCCUAACAGUGAAGAAAUGGAUGAAGUUUCCCACCCGGAUGGCAACUAUGACACAGAACUCCAAGCCCUACAUGAAAUGGUCCAACAGAAAGUGGUCACUUUGCUAAGCGACCCCGAAAACAUCGUGAAGCAGACGCUGAUGGAGAACGGGAUCACGCGGCUGUGCGUCUUCUUCGGACGGCAGAAGGCCAACGACGUCCUGCUGUCCCACAUGAUCACCUUCCUCAAUGACAAGAACGACUGGCACCUGCGGGGGGCGUUCUUCGACAGCAUCGUGGGCGUUGCUGCCUACGUGGGCUGGCAGAGCUCGUCGAUCCUCAAGCCGCUCCUGCAGCAAGGCCUGAGCGACGCCGAGGAGUUCGUGAUCGCGAAGGCGCUGCACGCCCUCACCUGCAUGUGCCAGCUGGGGCUGCUGCAGAAGCCCCACGUCUACGAAUUCGCCAGCGACAUCGCCCCCUUCCUGUGUCACCCCAACCUGUGGAUCCGCUACGGCGCCGUGGGCUUCAUCACCAUGCUGGCCCACCAGAUCAGCACGGCGGACGUGUACUGCAAGCUCAUGCCCUACCUCCACCCCUACAUCACCCAGCCCAUCAUCCAGAUCGAAAGGAAACUUGUCCUCCUCAGUGUUUUGAAAGAGCCAGUGAGCCGCUCGAUCUUCGAUUACGCCCUGCGGUCCAAGGACAUCAGCAGUCUGUUCCGGCACCUGCACCUGCGGCAGAAGAAGCGCAGGGGCUCCGUGGCCGACUGCCCCCCGCCGGAGGACCCCGCCGUGGCGCAGCUCCUCAAGAAGCUGCUCUCCCAGGGAAUGACGGAGGAGGAGGAAGACAAACUCCUGGCACUGAAAGACUUCAUGAUGAAAUCCAACAGAGCAAAGGCAAACAUCGUAGACCAGAGUCACCUUCACGACAGCAGCCAGAAAGGCGCCAUCGACCUGGCGGCGCUGGGCAUCACCGGGAGACACGUGGACCUUGUGAAGGCCCGGCAGGAGCCCGAGGACAGGCGGGCUAGGAAACACGUAAAGCAAGAGUCCAACGUCAACGAAGAGUGGAAGAGCAUGUUCGGGUCCCUGGAGCCCCCGGCCCUCCCCCAGCCGCUGCCUAAAGCGAGCGAGCCGGAGGCGGGUCCGGCCGGGAAGCCGCCUCGCUCCGAAUCCUCUGCCGGCCUCUGCGGCCCCUCCGCAGCCGCCCCGCAGGUUUCAGAAGUAACCAAUGUCCCACAUAAAAGGCCAGUGGUACAGGUUGUAAGUAGCACCGUUUUGCCGUCCACCUAUCAGAUUCGGAUCACCACCUGCAAAACGGAGCUGCAGCAGCUCAUCCAGCAGAAGCGGGAGCAGUGCAACGCCGAGCGGAUCGCCAAGCAGAUGCUGGACAGCGCCGAGUGGGAGAGCCGGCCCCCGCCCCCAGGGUGGCGCCCCAAGGGGCUGCUGGUGGCGCACCUGCACGAGCACAAGUCCGCCGUCAACCGGAUCCGAGUCUCCGACGAACACUCGCUCUUCGCGACCUGCUCCAACGACGGCACGGUGAAAAUCUGGAACAGUCAGAAGAUGGAGGGGAAGACCACCACCACCAGGUCCAUCCUCACCUACAGCCGGAUCGGAGGGCGCGUGAAGACGCUCACGUUCUGCCAGGGCUCCCACUACUUGGCCGUGGCGUCCGACAACGGAGCUGUGCAGCUGCUCGCAAUCGAGGCCUCCAAGCUGCCCAAGUCUCCUAAAAUCCACCCUCUGCAGAGCAGGAUCCUGGACCCCAAGCAGGACGGCUGCGUGGUGGACAUGCAGCACUUCAACUCGGGCGCGCAGUCGGUGCUGGCCUACGCCACGGUGCACGGCUCGCUGGUGGGCUGGGACCUGCGCGCGUCCAGCGACGCGUGGACGCUCAAGCACGACCUCAAGUCGGGCCUCAUCACCUCCUUCGCCGUGGACAUCCACCAGUGCUGGCUGUGCAUCGGCACCAGCAGCGGCGCCAUGGCGUGCUGGGACAUGCGCUUCCAGCUGCCCAUCUCCAGCCACUGCCACCCGUCCCGCGCGCGCAUCCGCCGCCUCUCCAUGCACCCGCUCUACCAGUCCUGGGUGAUUGCAGCCGUGCAGGGCAACAACGAAGUGUCCAUGUGGGACAUGGAGACCGGGGACCGCAGGUUCACGCUCUGGGCCAGCAGCGCGCCGCCGCUCUCCGAGUUACAGCCGUCCCCCCACAGCGUGCACGGCCUCUACUGCAGCCCCGCCGACGGCAACCCCAUCCUGCUCACCGCCGGCUCCGACAUGAAGAUCAGGUUCUGGGACCUGGCGUAUCCAGAAAGGUCGUACGUGGUGGCGGGGAUCACCGGCUCCUCCUCCGCGUCCUACUACCGCAAGAUCAUAGAAGGCACCGAGGUGGUGCAGGAAAUUCAGAACAAGCAGAAGGCGGGGCCGAGUGACGAGGCCCCGCGCCGGGGCCCCGAGUCGCUCCCCGUGGGCCAUCACGACAUCAUCACGGACGUGGCCACCUUCCAGACCACGCAGGGCUUCAUCGUGACGGCCUCGCGGGACGGCAUCGUGAAGGUGUGGAAGUAGAGGCCCGCGGAGGCCUCGCGCAUGCGCACCUGCUCCCCGCCCAGCCGUUCGUACAGGACGGGGUUGUGAGCUACUGUAAACACUGUUUUGCUAUUAAAAAUGCUGUUGAGAGAG